Molecule: messenger RNA, 1906 nt
Organism: Owenia fusiformis
Lineage: Eukaryota; Metazoa; Annelida; Polychaeta; Sabellida; Oweniidae
Source: the annotation of a GenBank genome assembly
GAGUGCGUUGUGAACGACACCGCAACCGCACCGCAAUCAGUUCUAGAUUUGAUGUCUAGACACGUCUUGAUGGAUCGGGAGAUAUUCUCUUGAUGGCAUGCCAUAGAAAUCUGGCGUCGUUUAUCACAGAUGUAAUUACGUUCGCCAGUAAACUGACAUACUGGAUACCAGACAACAACAGCGUUUGGAGUGUACGUACUCACCACUUGCUUUGGUAUUGAGGCGGUGAUUAUUCAGAGACAAAGUCGAGAUAAUAAAAUGUCUCAUUCUCCUCUAUCCACGGCACACAAAGAUGCGCUCAGAUCAUGUCGUGUUCUCUUUGAGGACAAUCUUAAUGUUGAUGAUAUAUUAGGACAAUGUCUCCAAGAUGAAGUCAUAUCUAUCAGAAUGAAGGCCAGGAUUGAGGCUAAACCAACUCCACAUGAAAAAUGCAGUGAAUUUCUUGAUAUUCUACAGAAACGCGGAAAACAAGCAUUCGAUGACUUUAUUGCUGCACUUAAAGUGGACUAUGCGUUUCUUGCGCGUUCCCUUGAAAAAGAACUGCGCGUUCAAGCUCUAGCAUGUGCAAAAUCUGGUUUAGUCGAUGCAAACGUUAUUAUUCAGGAAGGCAGAGACAACCUAAAGGAGAAUGAAACAUGUCGAGGAGCCGUAGAAAACAUUGAUGACCUCCUCACAAAACUGUCAAAAACUAUUUGUUUUACAAGGCCAGUUUCGUUAGGAAUUCAAAAUAAAGUUACACCAUUUUCUGCAACAUUGUCUGAUGCUCACAAGUUUACUUUAAGAUCCCAUCGUGAUCGCCUUGAGGAAAAUCUGAACAUUGAAGAUAUUUUGCCAAAAUGCAUCCGCGAUGGGGUUAUAACCCAGCGGCUGAAAGCAAUCAUUUUAUCACACGCAACACCCCAUGAGAAAUGCAGUGCGUUUUUGGAUAUUUUAGAAACACGUGGAAAACAGGACUUUGACAGUUUCGUAUCUUCCCUUCAUGACGACUACCCAUUUUUGGAGCUUCCUAUAAAGAAAGAGCUCCGUGCAAAGGCACUUGAUAUUGCUACUGAUGCUAUCGCAAACGCCAAUGACAUUUUCGAUCGUGAAGUCCCAUCUGAUGAGAAACAAUCAACCAAAGAGGCUUUAGAGAGCUUAGAAACUCUUAUAUCCCAACUAAAAGAAACCAUUGGCAUUCAAGAGGAGUUUGUUGAUUCUACACCAUCUGUUUCAUCAGAACCAUCCCCCAUGAUGGUCACUUCAUCGGUAUCUGUCAAAUCCAUUGUGUCCAAGAUGUCCGCUUUGGAAAGUCCAUCAAUGAGUCUGACGCCGUCUCCAGUACCACACGCAGCGAGAUCCAUGAUCAGUGUUACAAAGCCGGAAUCUUCUAUUGUCAAACAAACGCCUCUUAAGCCUACGCUCGAUGUUCCUCUUACCCUCAAUCAAACCCCCUUGUUCAGAGAUCCCCAAACAGAACCGUGUAGGACAGAAUCUCCUUAUAAUGUUAGAGCACAAUUGCCACCUAAUAGUGAUUCUCCCUCAGCCUCACAGAACCCUCCUACAGCAGGACCGUCGUUAGACGUUAAAUCUCAACGCACACUGCAACAACCCUCUACUAGUCAUCAAUCAGCUACUUCAACCAGUCUGGUAAAACAACUUAAAACACUGAAACUGUCGUCUGGUCAUCUUAGUCUUACAUUAGCUCGUAAGAUCGAACUAUCCUAUUCCUGUUUCGGUCUUUGUAGUAGUCCUAUGGGAGACAUCAUUACAUCAAUAGAUGAGCAUGGUAUAUUUGUGUACAACAAGGAUUAUACGUUCAAGUUAAAGUUUGCAUUAGAACGUCAAAAUGAUGUAGUCUGUCUCCCCACUGACGAGAUAGUGAUCAGUUCAUGGAGGAAUAACUAUGUGAAGGUGUUUGACAUGGAGG